CGCUGUCCACUGGCUGUAUGUAUUUUCAGACAAGGGCAAACUGGAGGGAGCGUCACUGUUGUCGUUGUCAUUAGCCAUUCACAUUAGCCAUCAUGGCGAGGUUCUUGAGGCCGAACAUCCGCGGUUUAUUCACUUUACAGCAAAGAAUGUCAUCCGACCAGCUGGGUGAACUGGGUAAAGGUGCGGGCAAAGGUGGUGGAGGCGGUGGCUCCAUUCGAGAGGCCGGUGGAGCCAUGGGAAAGAAACAGGCUGCAGAGGAGGAGAUGUACUUUAAGCGCAAGGAACAGGAACAGCUGGCUGCACUGAAGCAACACCACCAGGAGGAAAUCGACCACCACAAAAAGGAGAUUGAGCGUAUGCAGCGGGAGAUUGACCGUCAUAAGGGGAAGAUCAGGAAGUUGAAGCAUGACGACUAAUCAAAACCGGCUUCUGCAAGACAUCUUUACUGAAGGCUGUAUUGCAUAUAAAAAUAUAUUCCGCCUUUGUGUUCUUCUUCCACUCACCAUCUCAGGGUAGAGUUGCAUUACCGGCAAGGCAUGAUUGUAUGAUGGAUUAUUUAAAGCAUUUGCAACAGUUCACAAAACUGUUAUUUCCGUGGAACAGUGUGACAUGAUUUGCAUGAACUGUUGUAUGUUUCAUACAUCAAAUAAAAAUGACCUUGUGUGUUAAA
Molecule: messenger RNA, 670 nt
Organism: Syngnathus typhle (broad-nosed pipefish)
Lineage: Eukaryota; Metazoa; Chordata; Actinopteri; Syngnathiformes; Syngnathidae
Gene: atp5if1b
Product: ATP synthase inhibitory factor subunit 1b
Exons: 3
Coding region: 93-416 (107 amino acids)
Biological process (GO): negative regulation of ATP-dependent activity
Cellular component (GO): mitochondrion
Molecular function (GO): ATPase inhibitor activity
Source: RefSeq, a predicted model, not a curated record